Mercurialis annua (annual mercury) is the source of this 441-nucleotide messenger RNA. RefSeq lists its product as uncharacterized. Bases 1 to 441 code for a protein of 146 amino acids. NCBI's taxonomy places the organism in Eukaryota, Viridiplantae, Streptophyta, Magnoliopsida, Malpighiales, Euphorbiaceae. The transcript has 2 exons. The record is from RefSeq and is a predicted model, not a curated record.
AUGAAAAGAGCAAAAGUAAGCUCAGUGUACGAAGGAAGAAGAAUUAAAAGAACCAAAGAGGAAAACGAUUAUAGCUCAAGAAAAGCAAGAAUCAAUGCAAGAGCAAGAAGAAAUUUGAAAGCUCUUUAUAAGAUCAUGGCUACUGAUAGAAGAAAUAGUGAUAUAACUGAACAAGAGUACGCUAUUUUUGAAGCUGAUGAAAGCCGCGACAUUGAUGUACUCGGGGACAUUGCGAAAAGGGGCGCGAAGAUGGAGAAAUGGGAGGGCGGGGCGGUUUGGUGGGAAGAGUGGCCGCUGUACUGGACUUACGAGGAGGAAUGGCUGUGGUUCGAGGCGGAAUGCGGUUGUUGCUACCGCUCUUUGCCGGAGGUGAUGAAUGGUAUUGGUUUAGCGAAUGGAGAUGAUCGGUACGAGAAAAAAGUUACUUUUGAAGAGUCGUAG